Messenger RNA from Poecilia latipinna (sailfin molly), 2150 nucleotides. Its product is annotated as olfactory receptor 52K1-like. Lineage: Eukaryota; Metazoa; Chordata; Actinopteri; Cyprinodontiformes; Poeciliidae. The coding region runs from base 353 to 1300 and encodes 315 amino acids. Gene Ontology annotation, molecular function: G protein-coupled receptor activity; olfactory receptor activity. Gene Ontology annotation, cellular component: plasma membrane. The transcript has 2 exons. The record is from RefSeq and is a predicted model, not a curated record. Gene Ontology annotation, biological process: G protein-coupled receptor signaling pathway.
UAAGCUAAUACAGAAUACAAGUGAAUGAACCGAACGCCAUAAAGCGCUCUUGUACAAAGUAUUUUAUUUUAUUUUUAAUACUUAUGUUUAUAGUGGGAUCAAUAACGAAGCUGUACGUGGCCGCUGAUACGGACUGUUGUUCACGCCGGAAGAAGCUGGAUUCUAUGUUGUUGUGGACUUAAAAAAAACCCAACUAAAUGGCUGGAUAUGAAAUUUUUCUGGAUGUUUUCCUGGACUUUGGAACUGCAGAACCGGACCGUGAGCCGAAGUGGACAGCUGGACCGGAGUUGGAGCAGCUUUGUUACCGGACCGGUAAUCCCCGGUGGGAUUGGCUGAAUGAAAGCUUUGAACGAUGCAGAACGUCUCUUCACAGCAGCACUUUAUCCUGAAUGGUUUUGCAGAACUGGGCGACCUGAGGCCGGUCCUCUUCGUCCCGUUCCUCCUCAUGUUCAUCGUGGCUCUGCUGGCCAACUCUCUGCUGGUUUAUGUCGUCGUUUCUCAAAGGAGCCUUCAUCAGCCUAUGAGCAUCCUCAUCGCCGGCAUGGCUUGUGUUGAACUCUGCCUCCCAGUGUUCUUUGUUCCCAACAUGUUGCUCAGCUUCCUGUUUGACUGGAAGGGGAUCUCUCUGAUUGGCUGCCUGGUUCAGAUGCACUUCAUUCACUUCUUUGGAGCGUUUCAGACCACCUUCCUGGUGUGGAUGGCUCUGGAUCGAUACUUUGCUAUUUGUACGCCACUUCACUACCAUGAACUGAUGGCGCUGCAGAGAUUCCUGAAGUUUAUCGUCCCACUGGUUGUCAGAAACAUGCUCCUCAUCUCUCUGUUUGUGAGUUUGGCAGGAAAGCUGUCGUUCUGCAGGAAUGUGAUGAACCACUGUUUCUGUGAGCACAUGGCCUUGGUGGAGCUGGCCUGUGGCUCCACCGCCAUCAACAACCUGGCUGGACUGAUGGCUAUUUUCUUCAUUCCUGUUUUUGACUUCUUUGUCAUCGCUGCUUCUUACAUUGCAAUAUUCAGCUCUGUGUUGAGAUCCAGCAGCUCUGGUGUGAAAGCACUACACACCUGCAUCACUCACAUCAUGGUCCUCACCUUCAGUCUGACCUUAGCUCUCAUUGCUUUCCUGUCAUAUCGAGUUAAAAGUGGACUUCCUGAAGCUGUCCGGGUUUUCUUCAGCACCAUGUACCUGUUGUUCCCGAGCUGCUUCAACCCGAUCAUCUAUGGCAUCAGAACCACUGAGAUCAGGCAGCACAUUCUGAACACUCUGACGCACUGGAAACACUUUGUCCAGGUCCUUCCCUACCAUUAGAAACCACUUCCACCUCCAGUUGUUCCAAAAUAACAAAGAUCCUCUGAGCACCUGAGCAAGCAGCUCACACUCCUGGAACUGCCUCAGAGCUAAACCGAAAAAUAAAUCUCAUCCAUCAGAUCUGACUGGACAUCUAACAGGACGAACCUAAACGAUACAACGGGGCUGGCAUUGAACCGAACCCUCACCUCAUUUCCACCAGCUGCACCAAAGAAAAGUCACCAAGCAGUUGGAGAUGACAUCAUCCUUCAUCCUGGUACCAAAGACUCGUCAGCCAGCUCGAGUCGUAAUACAUCCCAUCAUGUCUCCAACUGGAAACCACUGAAAAAGGUUUGACUCUACAACAGACAUCUGGCCUCCAAACAUCAACCAGCUUUCUCCCAAAGUGACCCAGAAACGCCAAAAGGUCUUAUUGUAGGUAGGUAAAAGGAAUCUACUGAUUUGGAGAGAAUGAAGGUUCUCUGCUUUCUGAGUGACGCCAAGACAGUAAUCCCACUGACCUCUGAUCAGCCGAACAUUGAGAAUCUAAUCAUACACACUGGAGCUAAUGGCCAAACGAAAUUCAGAAAAAUCUCUGCCAGCUCAGUGACCUUCAUUGACAACCACAAUGUCUUUUGGGAGUGUCAUCAUCGUUUCAGACAGAAUGGAGUCGUUCUUAAACCCUUAACCCUCAGACCUGGAAAAUACAAUGGAAAAACGACAUGUGGGCGUUCCGGUGCAUGUUAAUCAAGUUGGGAAAUGAUUUUUUGUUGCUAAUCUUUUGAUCACUGUUAAUGUCAGGCCUCAGACACAGAACAACAAUGAGAUCACUGUCCCAGCAAACACUGUAGAAGGACAGAAACUCACUGUU